Messenger RNA from Nymphaea colorata (pocket water lily), 1060 nucleotides. Its product is annotated as UPF0603 protein At1g54780, chloroplastic. The transcript is spliced from 3 exons. NCBI's taxonomy places the organism in Eukaryota, Viridiplantae, Streptophyta, Magnoliopsida, Nymphaeales, Nymphaeaceae. The record is from RefSeq and is a predicted model, not a curated record. The coding region runs from base 73 to 960 and encodes 295 amino acids.
CUGCAUACUCCAUGAGGGCCACUCCCCAUCAAAAGGCGUCUCCCCUGCUUCCGCGUAGCCUUCCCGACCACCAUGGAGACGACCACCAUCUUCUCUCCUUCUCCCCUCUUCAACCCCAAGCCCCUCUUCUCCAAGCCACUCUACCCAUCUUCAUUGGCGCCUAAAAGAACUCCCCAUUUCUCCCCAUGUAAAGCCACCCUCACCUCUAAUGGGAAGCAGCUUCUUCCCACACUACAGUUGCCGCAACUGAACCCCAAAUCUUGGUUCUCAAAUCUCAACCAUGGCCUGGCUGCAUUUGCACUCUCGAUGGCCAUCAGCUUCUGCCCUGGGUUGCCUUCUGACACUGCACUAGCAUCAGAAUUCGACGUCAUCAAUGGCGGCCCACCCACCGAAUCCUAUGUGGUUGACGAUGCCGGAGUGCUGAGCAGAGUCACCAAGUCUGAUCUGAAGCGCCUUCUCUCUGAUCUGGAGUCCAGGAAGAACUUCCGCAUCAAUUUCAUCACUGUCCGGAAACUCACGAGCAAAGCUGAUGCCUUCGAGUAUGCCGACCAAGUUCUUGAAAAAUGGUAUCCAACCAUCGAGGAAGGCAACAAUAAAGGGCUUGUUGUUCUUGUUACAUCUCAAAAGGAGGGGGCCGUCACUGGUGGCCCCAAGUUUAUUGAAGCAGUGGGGGAAAGUAUUCUGGAUGCUACUGUGUCCGAAAAUCUGCCUGUCUUAGCUACGGAAGAGAAAUAUAAUGAAGCUGUGUUUAGCAGUGCCAAGCGUUUAGUGGCUGCCAUUGAUGGAUUGCCAGAUACUGGUGGCCCGAAGUUCAAAGACAACAAAAGAGAAUCAAAUUUUAAGACUAAAGAAGAGACCGAAGAGAAACGUGGGCAGUUCACUCUAGUGGUGGGAGGUUUGCUUGUAAUUGCUUUUGUAGUUCCAAUGGCUCAAUAUUAUGCUUAUGUGUCCAAGAAAUAGGAAGGCUUUGUGCAAAAAGAGCAAACCACUGUAUAGUUUUUUUCUGUAUUGCAUGUGAUCGAUCCAAUUUUUAUAAUUGUGACGAUAAAUUCAACAAUCA